Triticum aestivum (bread wheat) is the source of this 1490-nucleotide messenger RNA. RefSeq names its product zinc finger protein 7. Bases 494 to 1222 code for a protein of 242 amino acids. Gene Ontology annotation, biological process: negative regulation of abscisic acid-activated signaling pathway. The transcript is spliced from 2 exons. Lineage: Eukaryota; Viridiplantae; Streptophyta; Magnoliopsida; Poales; Poaceae. The record is from RefSeq and is a predicted model, not a curated record.
UUGCCCAUUGCCCAGUCUCAUCUCAUCUCAUCUCAUCUCAUCCUUGUGUUGUUGUAUCAGACGAGAUGCAUCCUUUUCUUGUACCACUUCCCAGCUCUGACCACUGUCUCCCGUCCCAUCCCCGCCCUACCAGUAAUUUACCAGACCAAACCUCUGCAUUCCUCCACAAUUAAGCACCACAGUGGGCUCGCGUCCGAGUGGGGGUGCCGCCACUUUAACUGAACACACCACCUUCCUGCCUGCCCUCCCCUCCUUCCUCCUCACUUCGCCUCUCCCCCUUCCUCCCCCCUUUCGAGUCGGUGCGCGCAGGCGGCGCUAGGUCUUGGACGCGGGGAGCCAUGGCCUGACUUACGGGGUUCCUUCUUCAGAUCUUCUUAGCGAGUGGUGUGGGGCUGAUCGGAGACGCAAGGAGGGGUGUGCUUGAGGUGAGAGAUAGAUAAAGGAGCAAACGAAGUGCAGCGAGAGGAAGAAGACAGGGAGAGAUUGUUCAGAGAUGAAGAGCGGCAGCGGCGUCCAAGAAGCGUGUGAGGAUCAGGUGUCCGAGAUCAGCAGCCAGGCGGCGUCCAACAACAACGAGGCGUCCAACACCUCCUCCCGCCCCAAGCUCGCCCUCGACCUGUCGCUCACCGUCACCGCGACCGCCGCCGCCACGACGACCGCCGAGUCGAGCACCACCGACAGCAACGGCGGCGCGCAGGCCGCGCGCGAGCCGACGCGGGUGUUCACCUGCAACUACUGCCAGAGGAAGUUCUUCAGCUCGCAGGCGCUGGGCGGGCACCAGAACGCGCACCGGCGGGAGCGCACGCUGGCCCGGCGCGCGGUGCACCGGCUGGAGGCCUACCCCUACGGCUACGCCGACGUGGCCUCCCUCCCGCUCUACGGCUCCCCCGGGCUGUACCCCAUCGGCAUCCAGGCGCACGCGUCGGCGCUCCAGGGCGCGGCGGCGCAGGCGGAGCGGCAGCAGCACCAGCACCAGCAGCAGGACGCCGCCGUCCUCGCGGCCACGCCGGCGCGCGCGCGGGCGCUGCUGGGCCCGAUGCCGUUCCUCGUGGGCGGCGACGAGGAGGUCAGCUUCGGGUGGCCCGGCAGCUUCAGGCCGCCGCCGCCGGGCGCCGGCGUGCUCCCCCUCCUCCACUCCGGCCCCAACUUCGGCAGCAGCAGCGGCAGCGGCAGCGUCGUGGUGCAGGCCGACGAGGAGCCCGACCUCACGCUUAGACUCUAGCCGCCGCCCGUACGCCGUCGAUCGCUACGCCAUUACGUACUGCUAGGUUGGUGCAACUCGUCAGGCUCCCGACGUCGAUCAACGGACCAUGAUGGUAGACGACGACCCGUAUUUGUUUCAUGCGCGCGUGCGUACGUAGGUACGCUCGUGGAAGUAUUUCUGUACAGUUUUGGUGCUCUUCUGUGGUAUUGGUAGUAGCGUGUACCCUACCUACAACUUCCCGCGGUAUAAAGAUUCAUGUGAUCAAUCAAAAUCAUGUUGCUGUGUC